CCAGAAAGUGGCUCCUCGGAGCUUCGCCGGACGCACUCCCCGAACACCUUGCCGGACGCCGUGUCGCGACGGAAUGAGUAUGGCUGGAAUGAACGGGAUUCAGAUCGCGAUGACGAACUCGACUUUCGAAGACGCGAACGAGUGCUCCGUGUGCUUGAAGGGGUUCUAUGCCUUUCGACAUAAACAUCGAUGCAGAACGUGCGGCAAUGCCGUGUGUCGAUCGUGUGCGUCGUCCCAGAAACGGGUAACGUCCCGCGCGCCCAAGAACGACUCGUCCCGCGUCUGCGACAAAUGCGUACGUCAAGAAGAAGAAGAGCUAAGAGAACGAAUGCGUCUCCUCGCCAUUGAGAACGCACGCAUGAGACAACUGGCAGAAAUGGAAGCCCUCCAGCGCCAAGCGAUGGAAUCGCAACGAGCACUGGCGGAGGAAGCCGCGCGACAAAAGCAAGCAGCAUACGAUGCUCUCGUGACCAAGCACUUUGGAGACGACGCGUCGUCGGCGAAACAAAUAUUUCAGCGACGUCACAGCUUUGCCGACAUCCAGGCUUCCCCUCAUUUUGGUCAAGAUCGAAAGGACUGGGUGCUGAGCUUGGUGCAACGCGCCGACGACGUUCACUUCGCCGUCGAGAAAUCGCCCAUGAUCACCCAAGUGGAGUCCGUGGCGGAAGAGUGCGCGAUUUGCUUAGAAGUCCUCGAAGCCGGCAAUGCCAUUUACACAACGGCGUGUGGCCAUUCGUUCCACUGGAGUUGCUUGAAGGAGAUUAAGCAAUCGUCGUCCACAAACUCGGACUAUUGCCCUUCCUGCCGGUCCGGCCUGACUGAAGUCCAGAUCAAAAAGAAAUGCGACCAUCCUCGAGUCCGUGCAACGCACAAGUUUUGCCGCGACUGCGGUGAUCCCGUGACUGCGGCAGAUGUCAAGCCACGCCCUGAAGAAGCUGGAUCAACUCUUCCUCGUCAGCAAACGCCAGGCCAACCUCCUUCAGGGGGAGCCCUGAGCGGCGCGACGUAUCGAGCUGGCUCACAAGGCGCUUUGGUUCAAUGCCCGCAAUGUCGAAUUCAAAUGCGGGUCCUGCCGCAUAUGUACAACAUGCGAGUGGCAUGCCCUCAAGGACACAUGUUUCAAGUGCAAGUGGCUCCGACGUCCGGUGGAACGAUGAAUCGUGCACCCGUGCACAACCCGAAUACUCGUGGUGGCUACCCUGGAACAUCUUACAACCGCGGAUGAUAAUAACACUCAAAUAUAACCCUUGUGUCCA
Aphanomyces invadans is the source of this 1256-nucleotide messenger RNA. RefSeq lists its product as hypothetical. Gene Ontology annotation, molecular function: phosphatidylinositol-3-phosphate binding; ubiquitin binding; metal ion binding. NCBI's taxonomy places the organism in Eukaryota, Oomycota, Saprolegniomycetes, Saprolegniales, Verrucalvaceae. The coding region runs from base 74 to 1225 and encodes 383 amino acids. Gene Ontology annotation, cellular component: ESCRT-0 complex. The record is from RefSeq and is a predicted model, not a curated record. Gene Ontology annotation, biological process: protein targeting to vacuole; protein transport to vacuole involved in ubiquitin-dependent protein catabolic process via the multivesicular body sorting pathway. The transcript has 6 exons.